Leptosomus discolor (cuckoo roller) is the source of this 653-nucleotide messenger RNA. NCBI's taxonomy places the organism in Eukaryota, Metazoa, Chordata, Aves, Leptosomiformes, Leptosomidae. The record is from RefSeq and is a predicted model, not a curated record.
GAUCAGCUUUUCAUGUCAAUUAUGCAAGCAGAAUUAUGCAAAAACAGUGUUUUCUUCCAAACUCUGAGUUGAUGGGAGCACGGCUGGCUGGGUCCCAUGCUGAUACACAGGAGCCUAAUACUAACCCUCUGGUAUCCAUUUCAGAUGAGCCAGAAACACUGUACAAGAGAUUGUCCCUUUUAGUUAAAGGCCACGACAAAGCUGUGUUGGACAGCUAUGAAUAUUUUGCAGUGCUUGCAGCUAAAGAACUUGGCAUCUCUGUUGAAAAAGUCCAUAAACCUCCAAAGACGAUAGAACGAUUGACACUUCUAAAAUCUGUACACAUUUACAAGAAGCACAGAGUUCAGUAUGAAAUGAGAACACAUUACAUCUGUUUGGAGUUAAAAUACCUAACAGGCAGUACUGCUGCAGUUUACUUGGAGUACGUUCAGCGAAACUUACCUGAAGGGGUUGCCAUGGAAGUAAAAAAGACUAAGAUCGAGAAAAUACCUGAACACAUUCAGGAACCAGUGUGGGAUACGCUACCUCCAGUAGAGGAAGCUGAAGUCAAGUCAUGAACUCACCAGGUACUUGACCCAAUUCAUGCUGAAAUUAGUUGCUCCUGUCAACUGAUUACUGAGACAGUCUACUGUUAAAUAAAGUUCUUGUAUAAA